AUGAAAGCUGGUGCAAACACUGACAUAGUUGAUAAAGAUGACUACAGAGCUCUCGAACAUGCAAUGCUUGACCGUCAAUACACGUACAAGCAUGAAGGCAAUCAACCGAGUGAGGUAUAUGUGUGGGGCAAUAACUCCAAUUACACCCUUGGCACUGGCACACAGCAGGAGCGUGCUACGCCUGAACUACUCACAUGUUUCAACAGAGCCAACACAUAUGUGAAACAGGAGAACGAUUUGAUUACAUAUGUUUGGAACCACAUUAUGAUCAAAUACGAAUGCUGUGGCGUGGUUAGCUUUAUGGACUUUGAUGGCUCCAAUUGGCAGAAGGCUAAUCCGAAAAAAAUGUAUCCAGUACAAUGCUGUAAGCUGGCAAAUGUGACUGCUCUUACACCAGUCUCAAAAGAAUGUACACUAACUACGAACGCUGACAUAGAGACAUAUAAAGACAGAGGAUGUUUCUUCGAAUUGCAGUCAGCAAUAUCCAGAAACAAAGGCAUCAUAAUAUGUUAUAUAAUACUCAUAGGUUUUUUUUAUAUAGUGGUGGCUUUAUUCGCAUACUGUAUAAACAAGGAUGAACCGCUGUUGGGUGCAAUGGCCGGACGAUUUACGGAUUUGCUACCCUCAAAAGUUAGAGAAGAUGCAGAUAAGAUUAUGGUGGUACCCCCGGGCGGCUCGUUUGGUGACGUUGGUAACAUGGUAUAUGUUGACGAUCAACCAAAGAGGGUUGUGAAAGUAGUUUCUGCCGUGAACCCUUUCCAGAGUUAUAAGUUUACACCGGACAUGUACGUUGGCGAUACUAUCAGGUCUCAUACUUCAUUCAGAAACUGA
Molecule: messenger RNA, 831 nt
Organism: Arctia plantaginis
Lineage: Eukaryota; Metazoa; Arthropoda; Insecta; Lepidoptera; Erebidae
Source: the annotation of a GenBank genome assembly